Messenger RNA from Pseudomassariella vexata, 1308 nucleotides. Its product is annotated as interferon-related developmental regulator-domain-containing protein. NCBI's taxonomy places the organism in Eukaryota, Fungi, Ascomycota, Sordariomycetes, Amphisphaeriales, Pseudomassariaceae. The transcript has 2 exons. The record is from RefSeq and is a predicted model, not a curated record. Bases 1 to 1308 code for a protein of 435 amino acids.
AUGAGAGACUUGCGCAAGAAAGCCCUCCUUGAGAGCGGCAAGACCAUGUCGCGCAAAGCGCGCACCCGUGAAGUUUCCAAUUUCGGCUCUACGAAUCAGUCGCCAUUGAGUUCCUCAGCCAACUCGCGCCCGGGUUCACGUGCGCCAAGUCGAUAUGCAUCAGAAGACGAGGACACGGAGGACGAGGAUGUUAACGACAGUCUUACCAACUCAGUCAUUCAUUCGGAUGACGGUGAAGACGUUAUCACGGAUUGGACUGAUAGGCUCAAAGAUUGCAUUAGCGAAAUCCUCGACCGCAAAAGGAGUAGCGUUCACGGUCGUGAAUCGUACAUGGCGGCAUACGUACAUUUGACGCGACAUCACUUUGCCGAUACCAUAAUCGAGUCUCAUCUGUACGAACUCAUUCCAGCACUAUUGAAGAGCAUCCGUAGUGGUCGCAAUACCGAGGAGAAAGUCGCAGCAUUGAAAGCGCUCACAAUGACCAUGCUCUCCACCCAGUCGGACGGAAUCUACGACCAAGUCUUUUCGAGUUUGAAGUCGGCAAGCGAGAGCUCGGAUGAGGAAAUAGUCAAGGUGGAAGCAAUCAAUACCAUGACUGUGGCAACAAUGUUUGGUGGAGGGAUGGAAGCAGCUGCAGAAGAUUUGAUGGACUUUCUUCUUGAGAUUAUAGAGAGUGAUGGACAUCACAUUGAAGCAGGCGAUAAUGGGCCUGUUGUCAGCACAGCCUUGACAUGUUGGGGAUUCCUUGCCAGCCACCUUGAUGACCUUCAGUCUCAAUCUGAACAAGCCAUCGAGGCCUUCACGGAGCAACUCGAUAGUACCGAUGUGGAUGUGCAAAUCGCAGCUGGAACCAAUGUUGCUUUGAUCUUCGAAGUGAACAAAAAGGAGUUCAAGGCAGAGCCAUUUCAACCCUACGAUCUCCAGUAUAAUCAACAUCAACUUGUCCAGCGAAUGACAGAGCUUGCAAAGGAAUCCUCAAAGGCAGUGUCAAAGAGGGACCGACGACAACUACAUGCUCGCUUUGCUAGCAUAGUCACCUCACUGGAAUCUGGCAAAGGCCCUGGGUAUUCCAAGGCAGGCCGUGUUGCACGCGAGUCGGACAGAGGAGGUGCGAGGGUUUUUGACGCCGAGAAGGUGUUCUCAGAGUUUGGAUACAGGGAAACGAUCCGAGAUCAGAACAUGUCGCUGACAAUCGACUCCUGGUCGCUGUCCAUACGAGUGGCGUUCUUGAAGAAGGUUCUUGGAGGUGGAUUCUUGACCCACUGGUCCGACAAUCCGACUGUACAGGAAAGCUUUGACACUGCAUGA